AUGUUUCUCCUGUUCGCCGGGAUUAUGAUGGUGGCCGUCUCUUUCAAGUCAAUUCCUUCACUUAACAAGGGGAAGAUCGUGCCUGCGGGCGAAAUCGUGAACGGCGGCGCGCAGCACGCCUUAUUCGCGAGCCGAAACCUAAGAGGUGGCCACGCCGGAGUGUUUAUUGCGGGUUCCGGUGAUGAUAUUGGAUUGAACGAGGAUCCACCACACACGGUGGGAAUCGCGGAGAGUGCAAAUGAGAGGGGCCGUGUCACCAGGGUAAAUGGGGGUUCGCGAUUAAGUUCGAAAUUGGUUUCUGUAUUCGGUUCGGAAUUGGGUUCUGGAGAUGGUAUGUUGAAGAAAGGGAGUAUGACUGCGGGAAGAAGAGGUGGUUUGGAAGAGGAGAGGAGAGGAAGUGGAGCGGGGGCAGGGAGUGGGGAUGUUGAGGGAGAGGACGAGUACAGGGGAGGUGAGAGUGAGGGGGAUGGUGCUGGGGAGGAGAAGCCAGAAGGCAAGAGAGAGAGUGGGAGAGGUGGAGUUGGGGGGAAUGGUGGGAUGCGGAGGACGAAAGGGAAGGAGGAGGAGGAGGAGGAGGAGGAGGAGGAGGAGGAGGAGGAGGAGGAGGAGGAGGAGGAGGAGGAGGAGGAGGAGGAAGAAGAAGCAGAGGGAGUGAGGAAAAUCAGAAGGGUGCGGGCUAAUGGGGAUAGCUCAGCUGGGGAGGAUGAAGAAACUGGAGAGCAUAAGGAAGAGAUGAAUCAUGGGGAGGAGGAAAGACGAGAGAUGGGUGCCAAGCUGAAGAGGGAAGAUGAGGGGGAUGUGGAGGGCACGGACGGUGAAGUGGAGGGGGAAGGGGGAGGCAGGUAUAGAGGGAGAAGGAGCCGUAUUGCGGGCGAGGUGGUGGAAGGAGGGAACGGACACGUGGAGCAUGAGGAGCACGAGGGACAAGUGCAUGGGCGAGGGGAAGGGGAGGAGGAUGGUGAGCAGAGGGCAGCAGGAGAGGAGCACGAGGAUGAAGAGAGGGAGCAUGAGGAGGGGGCGAAGGAGCAUGAGGAAGGGGCGAAGGAGCGUGGGCAUAGAGGAACGGAGGACCAGGAAUACGGUGACGAGGAUCGAGGGGGCCACGAGCAGCAUUCAGACGAAGGGAGGCAUGAGGAGGGGGCGAAAGAGCAUGAGGAGACGAAAGAGCGUGGGCAUAGAGGAAUGGAGGACCAGGAAUACGGUGACGAGGAUCGAGGGGGACAUGAGCAUCAUACAGACGAGGGGAGGCAUGAAGACGCGGGAGACGAGAGCACAACCCUACUCUCCUCCGCCUCUUCCUCAUCCUCCUCCUCUUCGCUCACCUCCUCCCUAGUCUCCCCACUUUCCCCUCUCAAUGAUUACUCUCAGUCCUCCUCCUCCGUCCCUCUGCCCCCAUUCGGAUUCAACGCCACUCUCUCCCACGCGCCCCCAAUACCCGUUAGAGAGAAAUUUCUUUGGAGAGCCCCUAAGAGCCAGAAAUAUGCGCAGUGCAUUGCGCGCUCCCGCACCCAUAAAGUGCCUGUGAAGGGGUCCACCAACGGCUAUCUGCUGGUCACAGCCAAUGGGGGUCUCAACCAGAUGAGAGCUGCCAUCUGUGACAUGGUGGCUGUGGCGCGCAUCAUGAAUGUCACCCUCGUGGUGCCAGAGCUCGACCACACCUCCUUCUGGGCCGACCCCAGCGAGUUUGAGGACAUAUUCGACCUGGAUCAUUUCAUCACCUCGCUCAAGAAGGACAUCCGCAUUGUGCGCCAGCUGCCCAAGCGCGUGGCGCACAUAGAGCCUCUUGAGAAGUUCCCAGUCUCGUGGUCGCCGUUCUCUUACUACCGAGAGGACUUGCUUCCACGAGUCAAGAAACACCGAGUGAUGCGCUUUCCCCUUACCGACUCGCGCCUCGCCAACAAUGGUGUGCCUGACUCGAUCCAACGGCUACGGUGCCGCGCCAACUACAAGUCGCUGCGCUACACGCCGUCGAUCUCGCAGAUUGCAGCGAAUCUGAUCUCGAGAUUGCACGCUAGGGGCCCAUACAUUGCGCUGCAUUUGAGAUACGAGAAGGACAUGCUGGCAUUCACAGGGUGUGAUCAUGGACUGCAGGCUUCUGAGAGGGAGGAGUUAAAGGCCAUGCGCCUGAACAACUCGCGGUGGAAGGAGAAGGAGAUCGACGGGGAGGCGCGGAGGACGGAGGGGGCGUGCCCGCUCACACCAAGGGAGACGGCGCUGUUCCUGCGGGCCAUGGGGUAUCCGAAUAAAACGCUCAUCUACGUGGCUGCUGGGGACAUCUACGGGUCUAACGGGCUCGAGGACCUGACUCGCCUGUACCCCAACACGUACACACACAGCACGCUGGCAACAGCAGAGGAGCUGGCGAGCAUAGGCGCGUACCAGAACCGGCUGGCAGCUGUGGACUACACAGUGGCGGUGCAGAGCGAUGUGUUUGUGUACACGUAUGAGGGGAAUAUGGCCCGGGCCGUGCAGGGGCACAGGAGGUUUGAAGGGCACAGGAAGACCAUAAUUCCCAACAGGGAAGCCAUCAUUCGCCACAUUGACCAAUUAAAAUCACGGCAAAUCAGGUGGAAGGCGUUUAGGAGGCUCAUCAGACAAGCACACAAAGAAGGAAUGGGAGCUCCUCAUCUGCGGGAGGUUGGCGAGAAUCCGAAGCUGGAGGAGAAUUUCUACGCAAAUCCUUUUCCGGGCUGGGGCUCCGUCAAGCCGUAUGUGCUGUCGGUGUCGCUUUUGGCAUCGAUAUCGUCGGCUCUUCUCGGAUAUGACAUUGGCAUCACCAGCGGAGCGCUCAUUUUUGUCGCAGAAGAUUUCGAUCUCUCCCACGUGCAACAGGAAAUUUUCGUCGGAAUUCUCAAUAUAGUCUCCCUCGUUGGCGCGCUAUCAGCCGGUAGACUUGCGGAUUUCGCGGGCCGUAGAUUCGCAAUGGGAGCAGCCGCCUCGAUUUUUAUCGCCGGAGCACUGUGCAUGGCGUUAGCACCGACCUACGCUAUCCUCGUUUCAGGACGUGUCAUUACAGGCAUUGGUGUCGGUUUCGGCCUUUCUCUGCCUCCGCUGUUCAUCUCGGAAAUUUCUCCUCCCGGGCAGCGUGGCGGGCUGGUUUCAUUCGGGGAGCUUUUUAUCAACAUUGGCAUUGUGGUCGGCUUCUUGACCUCCUUUCUUCUUUCCGGGCUGCCCGUGGAUUCAGCCUGGAGGUGGAUGUUGGGGCUGGGAGCCGUUCCGGGCUUUAUCCUCGCAGUAGGAGUGGUUUUCCUGCCCGAAUCCCCGCGCUGGCUGAUCAUGCACGGGCAGGUGAAAAAAGCCAAGGAUAUCCUGCUUACCAUAUCCGACAGCAAAGAGGAGGCCCAUGAACGGAUGUUAGAAAUUCUCGAGGCAGCAGGGCUGAAGGAGGAAGUUAUCAGCAAAGGCUCUGAAAUUCCCGCUGCCCGGGGCAGAAGCAAUUCUCGCGAGCGGCUGGGAGGCAGCGGGGGCGAGGGUGCGGGAGAUACAGUGUAUGUGGACGAAGAAGAACAAGAAAUCCACGUGAUACGGCCAAUGGAGGGAGCGGGUGGGACGGGGGUUUGGAAGGAGCUGCUUUGGCCGACGCCAGCAGUGGGAAGAAUGCUGGUGGUGUGCGUGGGCACGAAUUUCCUGCAGCAGGCGGUGGGGAUUGACGCGGCUGUGUAUUACUCGCCCGUGGUGCUGCGGGCUGCUGGGUUGACGUCCACAAGGGCGCUGCUGGGUGCGACGCUGCUGAUGGGGGUGAUCAAGGUGUCGUUUGUUGGCAUUGCCACGUGCAUGCUGGACCACUUUGGACGGCGGCCGCUGCUGCUCGCGUCCACUGCAGGCAUGACGGUUGCUCUUCUCACUCAAGCCCUGGCCUUCCUCAAACUCCCAACCGCUGUUGACGUAGACGUCUCAACCACCGUCGCUGCCACCACUGGAGUCCCAGCGGCCGCCAUCGCUGCUUUCACCGGCCUUUGCGUUUACGUCGCCUUUUUCUCGAUCGGAAUUGGCCCCAUUAACUGGUUAUACACCUCAGAGAUCUUCCCCCUGAGGCUGCGGGCACAGGCUACUGGUAUCGGCACGGCUGUGAACAGGAUUGCGUCUGGCGUGGUUGCGAUGACUUUUCUGAGUCUGGCGGAUGCUACUGGAAGUCCUGCGGGGCCGUUUUUCAUGUUUGCUGGAAUGGGAGUGGUCGCUUUUGUGUUUUUCUUUUUUCUUGCGCCGGAGACGAGAGGGAAGAGCUUGGAGCAGAUAGUGAGGAUGUUUGAAAAGGGGACGUACGCGUGGGUGAAGGAGGCCCCGGAGGAGAUUCCUAGCGUGGGGUUGGCGGUGUAUGAUGGGAAUAAGAUGCAGCAAGGGUGGGGGGCGACGGAUUCGAGCCCCAGCAGAACACCACGGGAUGAGCAUUGGAGAGACAGACGAGCGGUCGCGGCGAUGAGGAAAAAGGUGGACGCGAGGAUUCGAACCCUCGUCGAGAAUGGCGUCAAGUCGCGGCAGCGGUCCAUGUUCGUGAUCGUGGGGGACAAGGGCCGAGACCAGGUGGUGAAUCUGCACUACAUGCUCUCCAAGGCCGUGGUCAAGGCGAGGCCCAACGUGCUCUGGUGCUACAAGAAGGACCUCUUUCUCAGCAGCAACCGGAAAAAACGGAUGAGGCAGAUGAAGAAGAUGAUGCAGAGGGGUCUGCUGGACCCUGAGAAGGAGGACCCGUUCGCUCUCUUCAUGGCCUCCACGGCCAUCCGCUACUGCUACUACUCCGAGACACACAAGAUCCUCGGAAAUACAUUCGGCAUGUGCGUGCUGCAGGUACGUGGGUUGUGUGAUUGUGUGCUUGCCGUGUCUGUUUGCCUCCCCCUCUUUCCCCCACCAAAGCCUGAGAAGGAGGACCCAUUCGCCCUCUUCAUGGUCUCUACGGCCAUCCGCCACUGCUACUACUCCGAGACGCACAAGAUUGUUGGGAGCACGUCUGGGAUUGCGCGUGUGCACGCACCUCCUUUUCCCCCAUCAGCAGCCAUCCGCUACUGCUACUACUCCGAGACUCAUAUGAUUCUUGGGAACACAUUCGGCAUGUGUGUGAUGCAGGACUUUGAGGCGCUAACACCCAACCUGCUGGCGCGCACGAUAGAGACGGUGGAGGGCGGGGGAAUCAUCGUGCUGCUGCUCUCCUCCCUCACCUCGCUCUCGCGCCUCUUCACCCUCGCCAUGGACGUGCACGCACGCUACAGAACCGAGUCACACGGGGACGUGGUGGGGCGAUUCAAUGAGCGCUUCAUCCUCUCCCUCGCCUCCUGCCCCACGUGCUGUGUGAUGGACGAUGAGCUCAACAUCCUGCCUCUGUCUUCUCACAUGAGGCACCUGCAGCCUUCUCCCCUUACAGAGGGUGAAUCAGUUGAGUCAGAGUCAGACCGGGAGCUACGCGAACUGAAAGAAUCCCUGGCGGACACACAGCCCGUGGGGGCGCUGGUGGCCACGUGUCGCACGCUGGACCAGGCCAAGGCCGUGGUGACCUACUCCAACAUAUUCGUCACAGCACCAAGCCCGGAGAAUCUGAAGACGCUGUUUGAGUUUGUGUUCAAGGGCUUUGAUGCCAUCGGGUACAAGGAGCACAUCGACUACGAGCUCGUGGAGAGCACCAGCCCGGCCUUCAACCGCGCCAUCGUGCGCGUGAACGUGUUCCACCAGCACCGCCAGACCAUCCAGUAUGUGAUGCCCCAGCACGCGGAGCGAGUGCAGCAGGCAGAGCUGCUGGUGAUCGACGAGGCAGCAGCCAUCCCCCUGCCCAUGGUCAAGGCGCUGCUGGGACCGUACCUGGUGUUUAUGGGCUCCACUGUUAACGGCUAUGAAGGCACGGGGCGGUCCCUCUCCCUGAAGCUCAUUCAGCAGCUCAGGGAGCAGUCCAAAGGAGCCACUGCUGCCGGUGCUGCAACCGCUGAUGCCAGUGGUGGUGGCGGUGGUAGUGGUGGAGUGUCGGUGCGGGUGUUGAGGGAGGUGGAGCUGCAGGAGCCGAUUCGGUAUGCGGAGGGGGAUCCCGUGGAGAAAUGGCUCAACCACCUGCUGUGCCUCGACGCGACUUCACAUGUGCCCAAGCUGCAAGCCCGCAUGCCUCACCCAGACGAGUGUGAGCUGUUCUACGUCAAUCGAGACACGCUCUUCUCCUUCCACUCCGCCUCAGAGCUCUUCCUCCAGAGAAUGAUGGCACUAUACGUGUCCUCUCACUAUAAGAACACGCCCAACGACCUCCAGCUCAUGUCCGAUGCUCCAGCCCACCACCUUUUCGUCCUUCUGGGCCCAGUGGACGAGUCCCAAACGUCUCUGCCUGACGUGCUGUGUGUGCUGCAGGUGUGUUUGGAAGGAGAGAUUUCAAAAGCAUCGGCACUCAAGGGCCUCUCACAGGGACAUCAACCUACAGGCGACCUGCUGCCCUGGACGCUCUCACAGCAGUUUCAAGACUCUGAGUUUCCCUCCCUCUCGGGCGCUCGGGUAGUCCGGAUCGCCGUUCAUCCCGAUCUGAUGCACGCGGGAUACGGAUCCAGAGCCGUUGAUCUGCUCUCCAGGUACUAUGAGGGGCAGUUGACAAGCAUGGGGGAGGAUAGUGAGGAGGAGAGCGAGGAGGAAGAGGAGGGCGGGCAGCACUCUAAGGCUGUCCAAGAAGCUAGGGAGAAUGGUUCGGCAUCUUUGCUGGAAGAACAGCUAGCGCCACGGUCGGGCCUGCCGCCGCUGCUACAGCCGGUGGGGGAGAGGCGGCAGGAGCAGCUGCACUACGUGGGGGUGUCGUUUGGUCUGGGGCAGCAGCUCUUCAACUUCUGGCGAAGGCAGCAAUUCGUGCCGCUCUAUGUCAGACAGACUCCGAGCGACAUCACAGGCGAGCACACGUGCAUCAUGCUCAAGCCCCUCCGGAAUGACGACUUGGGUCCAGCAGAUGCCAAGCACUCGUGGCUCGACUCCUUCUCACAAGACUUCCACCGUCGAUUCCUGUCGCUCCUCGGUUUCUCCUUCCGGCCUCUGCCGCCCGCCCUUUGCCUCAGCAUUCUGGACCCACAGAUCGAGUUCCCAGAGGCAGAGGCACGGGAGGCAGCCGUGCCGGCAGGGCUGAUGGAGGGGAAGGCGGCGCUGCUGUCGCCGUAUGAUAUGAAGCGACUCGAGUCAUACGCCAACAAUUUGGUGGACUACCACCUGAUAAUGGACCUCAUCCCUCCUCUCGCCCGACUCUACUUCCUCGGUCUCAUCCCCGCCUCUCUCUCCUACGCCCAAGCUGCCAUUCUGCUCUCAUUCGGUCUGCAGCACCAUGAGCUCUCCACCAUAGAGGCGAACCUUCGGCUGCCCGGGACGCAAGUUCUUGCUCUGUUCAACAAGGCCAUUCGAAAGAUUCACAGUGUGCUGUACGCUGCUGCUGCACGUACGAUAGAGGCUGCUCUCCCCAGAAUCAAGGAGGUGGACCUGCGCCCCCACCCCCAGUCAGUGGAUGAAGACCUAGCAGAGGCGGCAGAUCAGGCCAAGAAGGUGAUUGAAACCCGGCUGGAGGGGGCGGCAGAGCCUGGCACCACCACCCUGCUGACGUCACUGACACCUGGACAGAUGCAGGAGUUUGCGAUCGACGGCCGAGAUGCAGACUUUGAGGCUGCGAUCGCUGCAGGAGGGGGGAAGCUCCCGGGAAGCGGUGUGUUGAGUGUGAAGGCAAAGGGAGGAGGAAAGAAGAGGGGUGGUGGUGAAGAUGGGAACUUGGAUGGUGGUGAAGGGGGGAAGAAGAGGAUGAAAGGUGGGGCGAAAGGGAAGGGGAAGGGAAAGGGAGGACGAGGAACCAUGAAGGCUCUCGCAGCGACUGGUCCGUCCGUGUGCUCCCUGCACAAGGCAGCAGCGCAGGAUCGGCGGUCCAAGCACGGAAGGAGGACGCAGCAUUGGCGGAUCACUCGUCGCAAUGACGAUGCUUUUCGGCCAAGCUGCGCCACUUCUGGUGCUGCAUCCAAUGCCACGUCCGCACUCUUCCUCCCACUGCAAGCUAAGCGCCUAUGGCUGGCUCCUUGCGUGGACGCCCUCAGCGCUCCGCAUUCCUCUUCCGCGCGUCCGUCUCUCUCAGCGGAGGCACUGGCGGGCCGCUCGCGUGUGCGCGCGGAAGCACAAGCAGGCGCGGGAGCGGCAGAAGUCCCCCCACCGGAGACCAAGCUAUACGAUUACGUGGUUAUCGGGAGCGGCAUUGCCGGCCUCCGGUUCGCGCUAGGCGUCGCGGCGAAGGGCACUGUAGCGGUGGUGACUAAAGCCGAGCCGCAGGAGGGCAGCACGAACUACGCGCAGGGCGGCGUGAGCGCGGUCCUGGAUCCGCUAGAUUCGAUCGAGAAUCAUAUCUCGGAUACGAUCGUGGCGGGCGCGUAUUUAAAUGACGUGGAGGUCGUGGAGGUGGUUUGCCGCGAGGGGCCGGAGCGCGUGCGCGAGCUGAUGCGCAUGGGCGCAAGUUUCGACCGCGGAGAUGACGGGCGGCUGCUGCUUGCGCGCGAGGGGGGGCACUCGCACUCGCGGAUCGUGCACGCGGCAGACGUGACCGGGCGGGAGAUCCAGCGCGCGCUGCUGACGGCCGCGCAGAAGACGAAGCGGAUCGACAUGUUUGAACACCACAUGGCGAUCGACCUGCUGACGCGACAGGAGGACGGCGGGCAGAGCACGUGCUAUGGCGUGGAGGCUCUGGACACAGAGACGGGGCAGAUCAUCCGCUUUAUAGCGGGAUCCACGCUGCUCGCUACAGGAGGGGCAGGCCACGUGUACCCCAACACCACCAACCCCACGGUGGCAACUGGGGAUGGUGUUGCUCUGGCUCUCCGUGCAGGCGCUGUCAUUUCCAACAUGGAGUUCAUCCAGUUUCACCCAACAGCGCUAGCUGACGCAGGUCUGCCCAUCCAGCCGCCCGGCCCGCGCCCCAACGCGUUCCUCAUCUCAGAGGCAGUACGAGGAGCAGGCGGGCUGCUGUACAACCAAGCUGGCGAGCGCUUCAUGCUUCACUACGACCCGCGGGCCGAGCUCGCCCCAAGGGACGUCGUCGCCCGGUCCAUCGACGACCAGCUGAAGCGCCGUGGCGAUCUGUUCGUCUAUCUCGACAUCAGCCACAAACCGACAGCUGAAAUCCUCCGGCACUUCCCGAACAUCGCGGCUGAGUGCAAGCGGUGGGGGGUGGAUAUCACAAAAGCCCCAAUCCCAGUGGUCCCCGCCGCGCAUUACAUGUGCGGGGGAGUGCAGACGGGGCUAUUCGGGGAGACUUCGAUCCGAGGGUUGUGGGCCGCAGGGGAAGUGGCCUGCACGGGGCUGCAUGGGGCGAACCGCCUGGCGUCGAAUUCGCUCCUGGAAGCGCUGGUGUUUGCGCAGAGAGCAGUGGAGCCGGCGAUUGCCCAUGCGGUGGCAGCUGCACCGCUUAACCACGUGCUUGCGGGGUUGCCUGAUGGGAGGGAUAUGGAUGGGGCGAUGUGGGGGGGAGAGGAGUGGGAGGGGGAGGUGGAAGGGAAGGGGGAGGAGGUAAAGGUGGUGGGGUUGAGGAGGGAGGAUCCAGGGGCGGUUGCUGCUGCUCGUGUGACUGCAAAGUACAGGGAGCAGCUUAAGGCUAUCAUGUGGCGCUAUGUUGGCAUUGUCCGAUCCACCGACCGCCUUCGAAUAGCGCAGAGGGAGAUUGACAUGCUGGCGUCUGCCUGGCGCACUGACCUCGAGACCAAUGUGCUGCUGCCACGUGGCGCCGUCUCAAUGGAGACAUGCGAGAUGGAGAAUCUUAUCAACGUGGCGUCGCUCGUCGUGCGCAGCGCACUGAGGAGAAGGGAGAGCCGUGGAUUGCAUUUCACCACGGAUUUCCCGGGACAGUCGGAAUCAGCUAGUGAAUUCGUUCAGGGCUUGGAUGUGAUCCGCAUACUCUCCAUAGGCAUCGCACACGGUCUUGCUCUCGUGAUUGCUGUGGGAGCUGCAUCCGGGAUUUCAGGAGGGCACAUCAAUCCAGCUGUCACACUUGGCAUGCUGGCAGUGGGGCUGGUUGACGUCAUUACAGCAGCAGCUUACGUGGCAGCUCAGCUGAUAGGCGGUGUAUUUGGUGCUGGCCUGGUCAAGGCAAUAACUCCUGCCAGCAUGCAUGACGCUCUUGGUGCACACGUGCUCGGCGCAGGGGUCUCCAUAGGUCAAGGCGUGCUCACCGAAAUCAUCCUCACCGCUAUACUAGUCUACGCAGUUUUUUCCACCGCUGUCGACCCCAAGGGGCCGUCCCACCUCGCUCCGAUGCUCAUUGGUUUUGCUGUGCUUGUGGAUCACAUCGUGGGUGUUCCUCUAACGGGGGCUUCUAUGAACCCAGCUCGCUCCUUUGGUGCUGCUGUCUGGGCUGGGGUGUGGGAGAACCAUUGGAUUUAUUGGGUUGGGCCUAUUAUCGGUGCUUGUUUAGUCAGUGGUGCAUACUGCCUGGUGUUUCUGCUGCCUAGGGAGUACGGGGAUAAGGUGAAGGCUUUGAGUCCUUCUAGGGCUGGAGAUGCACGCCAGGAUGAGAGCAAUGUCAGUAUCACUGUCUCGUAA
Closterium sp. Yama58-4 is the source of this 10503-nucleotide messenger RNA. The record is from the annotation of a GenBank genome assembly. Lineage: Eukaryota; Viridiplantae; Streptophyta; Zygnematophyceae; Desmidiales; Closteriaceae.